UUGAAUAAGUUUUAUUAAUCAGGCACCUACUCUUAAACUUUGUUUCAAUGUUUUGUUUAACUCCCAUGAAUCAUAAAUCAUGCUCACCUUUGUUUUAACCAGAUUUUUCUUAGCAAAGUAUCAUCUACCAUGCACAAAAUUUCAAAACAAACUUUUCAAAGCAAAAGUCUUACUAACCUUAACAGCUCUAUUUUACAACCAGAAUUUUACUAACUCAUUCUCUAUUAAAAAAACACUAUGUAAACGUACAUUCCAUAAAAUGUCUUUCAUUCGUCCGAGUUGAUUGAGACAGGCCUCAUUGAGAUCUCUUGUGAGGAUGGGUUAAUGAAAGAGAGAUAAUCAAGAAAACUAAUAUAACAGCCAGACCAAACUUACAUAUGCCUAACUGUAUCUAACUUGUAUCACGUUAGACUUUCUAUUACAUAUUUUUGUUGGGUUUUAGUGUGUAGCUCGGUGAAUAGAAAAAAAAAGGUGUGUAGCUCUUCAGCAUAAAACUAGUCUCCAAGUUUCGGUCCCGUGAUUUCUCAUUCAUCCCUUUUUGCUGCACCAUUAAUCUUCUGUACAAGUCCAAUGGACUUCCCCUUAUAUACCUUUUUGGAAGGCUUUCACUCACACAUGAUUAAUCAAAUAAUUCAAGCACGCCGUUAGCUUCGUUAAGCAUGAAGAAAUGCGGCAAUGCUACAUUCCUGAUUCUAACAUGUACCAUGCCAAAAUCGUAAUUAUGAGAGUAUCUUUUGAUUAACCAAUUUAGAAAUUUCCAAUUAAUAGUGCUACAAUAAAUAUCAAAAGAAUUCCAACUUUAAUAUAGAUAUGAUAUGGUGAUAUUCCAAUAAUUUCUUCUUUUAUUCAUUUAGUUACUUUACAAAGAUUUAAAAAAAAACACUGCUUAAGCUAAAAACCAAACCUUCUUUCUUAAUUAGUCAAACAUUGUCCACACUAAAAACCAAACCUUCUUUCUUAAUUAGUCAAACAUUGUCCACACUAAAAACAGUGUCUCUCGCGCCUGUGAAUCAAAUAGAAAAACUCGUGACUAAAACCAAAUAAAUAGAAAAUUAAAAGCUCGUGACUAAAACCAAAUAACUAGAAAAUAAUAAAAACUACAUACAUAGAGAAAUAGAAAUUAAAAUAGAAAGGGGAAGGGGAAGAAAUAUGAAUCGUAUAGUGUUAUGAAUAUAUUCCUUGUCAAUCUUACAUUAAUGAAUUUUACCCAUUUUUUCUUAUUACAACUCCAGAAAUCAGGUUAUACUCAAUAAAUGUGAAAUAAAUACGCAAUUUCAUGAAGUAAAAUCUAUUUACUUUUGGGAGCAAAAUCAAUUUCAUGAAGCCCCAAGAAAGAGACGUAUGCACACAUACAUGGAAAAACAUGAAUGGAUUUGCCCAACCCCUCACCUAUUCUUGAACCUCAAUUAUAUAUUUAUAUACAUACACUCAUAUAAACAAAAGCUAUCUGCGUAUAUAUAAUAAAAAGCUACAAAAGCUAGAGUUAGAUAUUUAGAGAUCACCAAACAAAUUGACAAGUUUCUAUCUCAUUAUUCCCAUCUAAACAUUCUAUAAAGUCUCAUAUCUAUCACAAACUUUAGACACAUCGCCUGAGAGGCCAAAAGGAACUUUAUUAGACAAUAAUUCACGUGAUGUCUGGUUUGCUCGACAAACUAUCUCCGGCCAGACGGGCCAACAAGAGCGAUGACCUUCCUCUGUUUUACACUGACCAGUCCGUGGGUUUUCACAGAGGUCACAGAAACACACCUAAAGUCUCAGUCACACUUGCAGAGCUUCUCAUGAGUAUGGAAGAUGAUCAGAACGGCCAGAGUCAGGCUUGGGAUAUCGCACUUGCCUCCAAUUUCUUCUCCUCGGUUUCUUCUUAUCCCUUGCCUUCUCCUUCUCCUUCUCCUUCUCCGUUCGUCCUCUCCUUCAAAGACUUGACUUACAGCGUGAAGAUCACGAAGAAGUUUAACCCACUUCCCUGUUGCGGGAGCUCCGAUGGUGAUGGUAUGGAGAUGAAUACCAAGAUGCUCCUCAAUGGAAUCUCCGGUGAAGCCAAAGAAGGAGAGAUGAUGGCCGUUCUUGGAGCAAGCGGGUCAGGGAAGUCAACACUUAUCGAUGCAUUAGCCAACCGUAUCGCAAAAGAGAGCCUACACGGUGCCAUCACUCUAAACGGUGAAGUUCUUGAAUCAGGCCUUCAUAAAGUCAUAUCAGCUUACGUGAUGCAAGACGAUCUUCUCUUCCCGAUGCUCACCGUGGAAGAAACUUUGAUGUUCUCCGCCGAGUUCAGGCUUCCAAGCUCACUCCCCAAGAAGAAAAAGCAAGCACGCGUUCAAGCUUUGAUCGACCAGCUCGGUCUGAGGAACGCAGCAACAACAGUGAUUGGUGAUGAGGGACAUAGAGGUGUGUCGGGAGGAGAAAGGAGACGUGUCUCGAUAGGAAUCGACAUAAUACAUGACCCGAUUAUACUCUUCCUCGAUGAGCCAACCUCGGGUUUGGACUCUACAAGUGCUUACAUAGUUGUUAAAGUGCUUCAGAGAGUGGCACAGAGUGGUAGCAUAGUUAUCAUGUCUAUACAUCAGCCAAGUUACAGAAUCUUAGGCUUGCUAGACAAGUUACUCUUCCUGUCUAGAGGGAACACAGUUUACAGCGGCUCACCGACAGAUCUACCUCGGUUCUUCUCAGAGUAUGGUCACAUUAUACCCGAAAACGAGAACAAGACAGAGUUCGCACUUGACCUAAUCCGUGAGCUGGAAGAUUCACCAGAAGGAACAAAAACCCUAGUAGACUUCCACAAGCAAUGGAGAGCAAAGCAAACCCUAAACCAAACCACAAGAAACACUAAUGUCUCUCUCAAAGACGCUAUCGACGCCAGUAUCUCAAGAGAGAAGCUAGUCUCCGCCUGCAGAGCCGGUCCUGAAAUUUUGAGGGACCGGUCCUCUGGAGGAGAAACAAACCUAAAAUCAACAUUUCAAACCUUUGCAAACCCAUUCUGGACUGAGAUUCUUGUCAUUGCCAAAAGAUCUAUGCUAAACUCAAGAAGACAACCAGAGCUUUUCGGAAUCCGCUUAGGAGCUGUGCUAGUCACCGGAACAAUCUUAGCUACAAUGUUCUAUAAGCUAGAUAACUCACCAAGAGGCAUACAAGAACGUUUAGGGUUCUUCGCAUUCGCCAUGUCUACAACGUUCUACACAUGUGCUGAAGCCAUACCAGUCUUUCUCCAAGAGCGUUACAUAUUCAUGAGAGAAACCGCUUAUAACGCUUACCGUAGAUCAUCGUACGUCCUCGCACACACGAUCAUCUCCCUCCCAGCUCUUGUAAUCUUAUCAGCUACCUUCGCCGCCACGACUUUCUUCUCCGUUGGUCUCGCCGGAGGCUCCGAGGGGUUCUUCUUCUUCUUCUUGACGAUCUUGGCAGCGUUUUGGGCGGGAAGCUCGUUCGUUACGUUCCUAUCUGGCGUGGUAUCGCAUGUGAUGAUUGGAUUCACGGUGGUUGUGGCGAUCUUAGCUUACUUCCUCCUCUUCUCUGGAUUCUUCAUCGCCAGAGAUAGGAUACCUCUCUACUGGUUAUGGUUUCAUUACCUCUCGCUCGUGAAGUACCCUUACGAAGGUGUGCUUCAGAACGAGUUUGAAGAUUCGACGAAGUGUUUUGUCCGAGGGAUUCAGAUGUUUGAUAGUUCGCCGUUGGGACAAGUUCCGGAUGCUGUAAAAAUCAGUUUGCUGAAGAGUAUGAGCGGUGUUUUGGGGUUUAACGUGACGGCGGAGACGUGUGUGACGACGGGGGUUGAUAUUUUGAGGAAGCAAGGGAUCACGGAGAUGAGUAAGUGGAAUUGCUUGUGGAUCACGGUAGCUUGGGGGUUCUUGUUUAGGGUUCUGUUUUACUUCACGCUCUUGAUCGGAAGCAAGAACAAGCGGCGCUAGUUUUUACUAAUCUUACUGCUGUAAAUUUUAGUGUAUUUUAUAAAAAGAAAACAAAAGAGAUUAGUGUAAAA
Messenger RNA from Brassica napus (rape), 3973 nucleotides. RefSeq names its product ABC transporter G family member 20. Gene Ontology annotation, molecular function: ABC-type transporter activity; ATP binding; ATP hydrolysis activity. Gene Ontology annotation, cellular component: membrane. Lineage: Eukaryota; Viridiplantae; Streptophyta; Magnoliopsida; Brassicales; Brassicaceae. Bases 1632 to 3902 code for a protein of 756 amino acids. The record is from RefSeq and is a predicted model, not a curated record. The transcript has 2 exons.